Sesamum indicum (sesame) is the source of this 1711-nucleotide messenger RNA. Its product is annotated as glycylpeptide N-tetradecanoyltransferase 1. Gene Ontology annotation, biological process: N-terminal peptidyl-glycine N-myristoylation. Gene Ontology annotation, molecular function: glycylpeptide N-tetradecanoyltransferase activity. Gene Ontology annotation, cellular component: cytoplasm. The record is from RefSeq and is a predicted model, not a curated record. Lineage: Eukaryota; Viridiplantae; Streptophyta; Magnoliopsida; Lamiales; Pedaliaceae.
CGCAAAUUCCAUCAUGAUUUCCAUCUCUUCAUUUCUCGUCGUUCCCAAUGCCCAUCCACCCUUUUUCUCUCUCUAACUCCUCUCUCCACUUAUAAACUCUAUUGCAAUCUCCGCAUCCAAAUUUGUCAUCUGUGAACACCCUAGAUCUUCAUUGCCCUCGCCAAAAAUCCCCAAUCGAAGUUGAGAGCAAGUCUUUUAAGAAUGGCUGAUGACAAUGCGCCAAGUGAAAACCACAUCAACUCUGGUGAUAAUACUGUUCCCUCAGAAAACGAGAAUGAAAUAUCCAUUGAUGCCUUGGCGAAAAAGGUCCAAGAGUCUCUCUCACUUGCAAAGAGGCAUAAGUUUUGGGAAACCCAACCUGUUGGACAGUUCAAGGAUCUAGGGGAUACAAGCUUGCCUGAAGGCCCAAUAGAGCCGCCAACACCAGUUUCUGAAGUGAAACAAGAGCCUUAUAAUCUUCCAGCUCCUUAUGAGUGGAUUACAUGUGAUAUAGACUCUGAAGAGGUGUGCUCCGAGGUAUAUAGCUUGUUGACCAAUAACUAUGUUGAGGAUGAUGAGAAUAUGUUCAGGUUCAAUUACUCGAAAGAGUUUCUCCGCUGGGCACUUCGCCCUCCUGGUUAUUAUAGGAGCUGGCAUAUUGGAGUGAGGGUGAAGAGUUCGAAAAAGCUGGUUGCAUUCAUCACUGGUGUCCCUGCCAGAAUCCGGGUUCGUGAUGCUGUUGUCUUGAUGGCGGAGGUAAACUUUCUAUGUGUUCAUAAGAAACUUCGAUCAAAAAGGCUUGCUCCAGUCAUGAUUAAAGAGGUUACACGGAGGGUUCACUUGGAGAAUAUCUGGCAAGCAGCUUAUACUGCUGGUGUUGUCCUUCCUACGCCCAUAACAACCUGUCAGUAUUGGCACAGAUCUUUGAAUCCAAAGAAGCUUAUCGAUGUUGGGUUUUCUAGGCUGGGUGCAAGAAUGACAAUGAGCCGGACUAUAAAGUUGUACAAGUUGCCAGAUCAGACGGCAACCCCCGGAUUCAGAAAGAUGGAACCUCAUGAUGUUCCUGCAGUUACUCGUUUGCUUCGGAAUUACUUGAAGCAAUUUGUCGUUGCACCAGAUUUUGAUGAGGAUGAUGUGGAGCACUGGCUGCUACCAAAGGAAGAUGUUGUUGAUAGUUACUUGGUUGAAAGUCCUGAAACUCAUGAAAUCACCGACUUCUGCAGUUUUUACACCCUUCCCUCUUCUAUACUCGGCAGCCAGACCCAUUCUGUUUUGAAGGCUGCUUAUUCUUAUUAUAACGUGUCCACCAAGACUCCCUUACUUCAAUUGAUGAAUGAUGCCCUCAUAGUUGCCAAGAAGAAGGAUUUUGAUGUUUUCAAUGCUUUGGAUGUCAUGCAUAACGAAACCUUCUUGAAGGAACUGAAAUUUGGACCCGGAGAUGGGAAACUUCACUAUUAUCUCUACAACUAUCGACUGAAGCAUGUUUUGAGAUCAUCCGAACUUGGGCUUGUGCUUUUAUAGAUUGGGAUUCGGUCAAAGAUUCCUGGGCACUUUUGUAACUUAUGUGAACUCUUAUCUUUUCAUGGCGCCCCCUUAUAAUUCCUGUCCUGCAUGCAUGAUUCGCAUUUCAACUUAAUGUGAAACUGAGAAAUAGAUGAAUUUUGCAACUGAGCAUUUGUACUAGGUUUAUGUUGAAACUGGGAUGAAUUACUAUUGUUGGAUAAAUAUUGCC